This is a messenger RNA of Spea bombifrons (plains spadefoot toad), 1807 nucleotides long. Its product is annotated as T-cell ecto-ADP-ribosyltransferase 1-like. The transcript has 6 exons. Lineage: Eukaryota; Metazoa; Chordata; Amphibia; Anura; Pelobatidae. The coding region runs from base 1 to 1215 and encodes 404 amino acids. Gene Ontology annotation, molecular function: NAD+ poly-ADP-ribosyltransferase activity; NAD+-protein-arginine ADP-ribosyltransferase activity. The record is from RefSeq and is a predicted model, not a curated record.
AUGGCGCUCGGGGGUGAGCCUGUAGGGUGUCCGGUGGGUCGGGGUUACCGGUGGAUCGGGGUUUCCGGUGGGUCGGAGUUACCGGUGGAUCGGGGUUUCCGAGGCUGUGGGGCUGUGAGGCUGUGGGACUCGGAGGUUGUGCGGCUGUGCGGCUGCGGGGCUGCGGGGCUGCGGGACUCGGAGGCUGUGCGGCUGCGGGGCUGCGGGACUCGGGGGCUGCGGGGCUGCGGGGCUGGAAGUAAGAGAUCGGCCAAUCAGGAUGGGUCUUCCCACGAGGAGCUGCCCAAUCAUCUUCUUUCUUAUCCUCUACGGAGCCGCACAGGCUCGCUAUCGCUUUGUAGCCGUGUCCUCCUGUCCUCCCAGGAAGUAGACAAAGUGAAGACGCUGGAUCUGGCGCGCUGGGCAUUCGACGACCAGUAUGUCGGCUGCAGAGGGGCCAUGGAACGUCAACUCGAUGCGGACGGAACGCUCGACAAGGAGAAGCAGAAGUCCAGAGGCUUUCGGCGGGCUUGGGACGAAGCGGAAACCAUAUGGAGAACGCAGAAGAAACACAAGGUGGCCGCUGAGCUUCCUGCCGAGUUCACCGACCGCCACGGGACGGCCUUGGUGACCUACUCGGGAUUUAUAAGCGAAGCCUUCGAUGACGCUGUGAGAUCAGGCGGGAGAUCGUACGAUCAUUACAUGGAAAACUUCCACUUCAAGAGCCUUCACUACUACCUGACCACCGCCAUUCAGCUUCUGUCGGGCGACUGCCGCCGCGUGGAGCACCUCGUGUACAGAGCCGUCCAUGGCGUGGUCUUUAAGCCACGUUACGGGCCCUCCAACGGCACGCAGGUCGUCAGGUUUGGGCAGUUCCUGCCCGCGACUCUCGACGAUGCCGCGUCCUACAGCAACGACACCCAGUUCACCAUAAACAGCUGCUUCGGCGUCAACGUGGUGAGCUUCUCGCAGUUCCCGCAGGAGCAAUGGGUGGUGAUCCCGGGGUACGAGGUCUUCAGAGUAGACGCGCCUGAAGGAGAGACCGCCGCGUUCGGUCUGACCAGCACCGGGAAACGAUGCAGCAAUUUCAACUGCGCUUACCUGAGAGGUAACGGAUCCGCUCAGACACUGGAUCACUGCCUCUACAACUCGGGUUGGAUCCCCACGCUCAGGAACGUACAUCUUCUUGUUGUCUUGUUAUGUUCUUCUGCUGUCCAGCUCCUCUCCUCCGUGUAACAAAUUACUCACCGUCUCUGUGUGACCUCAUCGGGCAAUUAACAUAAUUUAGGGGCAUUUGGCGGAAUUUACUAAGAAAAGAGGGACUGGCCAAACUGAACAGGGACACUUGGCAUGGAUGAUCUAAUCUCAUUGGCUGCUGGCCUGGGGCAGAAUUUCUCGCGGCUCAAGAUCCGGCUGCUGAGAGCUCUCGGCAUUUAUACCGCGCGGCCCUUGCGAAAUAUUUUACACAGAGAUGUUCUGCUCGAUGCUCUUAAAGAAUGCUUGGAUUUUUCUGGUGAUUGUUAUUUGACCGAAAAAGAUAAUUUUGGGUUAGAAAUGGCAUUAAAAAGUGAAACUGAAUCCCCCGGCGUAAUAAAAUGGCGCCAGAUACCCUCCCAACCGCCAUCGCCUAGCCUCCGUUGCUAAUCGCAGUACCGGUGAUCAGCCUGCAGGGGGCUUCAGAGGUCCGUCUGACAUUCUAACAAAAGGCCUCGGUCAGGGGGCCCAAGGCCAGAUUAAGGACCUUGGGGCCCUGGAGCAUUUAUACAAAAAGGGCCCCUAUUUUCUUGUACCCAGUUAAGUUAUGAAUAAAGGAUAAUGAAUGUGAAAA